Mangifera indica (mango) is the source of this 2247-nucleotide messenger RNA. Its product is annotated as anaphase-promoting complex subunit 8-like. Gene Ontology annotation, cellular component: anaphase-promoting complex. Gene Ontology annotation, molecular function: protein binding. The coding region runs from base 111 to 1844 and encodes 577 amino acids. NCBI's taxonomy places the organism in Eukaryota, Viridiplantae, Streptophyta, Magnoliopsida, Sapindales, Anacardiaceae. The record is from RefSeq and is a predicted model, not a curated record. Gene Ontology annotation, biological process: cell division. The transcript is spliced from 4 exons.
UUCUUUAUUCCAGUUCAACUAUUUUAUUUCAAAAACGCAGGGCGCGGAGGGCACCGUCGCCCACAUUACACCUGCUCCAUGUGGCCGGCAUUACUUCAUUAAAGAGAUCCAUGAGUUCUAAAGAGAGUUGCAGAAUCGAGCUCCGUACUGCCAUUCGUCAACUCAAUGACCGAUGCCUUUACUCUGCCUCCAAAUGGGCAGCAGAACAAUUAGUUGGAAUCGAACAAGACCCAGCCAAGUAUACACCCUCUAACACCAGAUUCCAACGUGGAAGCUCAAGCAUUCGCCGGAGGUUUCGUACUAAUGAGAUCACUUCAACGCCGGUUGCCGGUGUUUCUUACGUGUCCACUCCGGUCAUGGAGGAAGAUGAGGUGGUGGAUGGUGAUUUUUAUCUUUUGGCUAAGUCAUACUUUGAUUGUAGAGAGUACAGGAGGGCUGCUCACGUGCUCCGUGAUCAACAUGGAAAGAAAUGCGUGUUUUUGCGCUGUUAUGCUCUGUAUCUGGCUGGAGAAAAGCGGAAGGAAGAAGAAAUUAUAGAACUUGAGGGACCAUUGGGCAAGAGUGAUGCUGUGAAUCGUGAACUUGUUUCCCUUGACAGAGAGUUAUCUACAUUUCGCAAGAAUGGAAUAAUUGAUCCCUUUGGUUUGUAUUUAUAUGGUAUGGUGCUAAAAGAUAAAGGUAGUGAGUAUCUUGCUCGUACAGUUUUAGUGGAGUCUGUGAAUAGCUACCCUUGGAAUUGGAGUGCCUGGUUGGAGCUGCAGUCCUUGUGCACUACAGUGGACAUCUUGAAUGGCCUUAAUCUAAAUGACCAUUGGAUGAAGGACUUUUUUCUUGCUAGUGCUUAUCAAGAACUUAGGAUGCACAAUGAAUCCUUAACAAAAUAUGAAUAUUUGCAGGGCACUUUCAGUUUCAGCAGUUACAUACAGGCUCAAAUUGCAAAAACACAAUACAGUUUGAGAGAAUUUGAGAAGGUUGAAGUGAUUUUUGAAGAGCUUUUAAGAAAUGACCCCUAUCGAGUGGAAGACAUGGAUAUGUAUUCUAAUGUGCUAUAUGCAAAGGAGUGUUUCUCUGCUUUAAGUUACCUUGCCCACAGAGUAUUUAUGACUGAUAAAUAUAGACCUGAAUCUUGUUGCAUAAUUGGGAAUUACUACAGUUUAAAGGGGCAGCAUGAGAAAUCAGUUGUGUAUUUUAGGAGGGCACUUAAAUUGAACAAAAAAUUUUUGUCAGCUUGGACACUAAUGGGCCAUGAAUAUGUUGAGAUGAAAAACACUCCAGCUGCUAUUGAUGCCUAUAGACGAGCUGUAGAUAUAAAUCCAUGUGAUUAUCGAGCUUGGUAUGGGUUAGGACAAGCUUAUGAGAUGAUGCAUUUGCCUUUCUAUGCUCUUCAUUAUUUUCGAAAAUCUGUAUUCUUGCAGCCAACUGAUUCUCGGUUGUGGAUUGCCAUGGCUCAGUGUUAUGAAACUGAAGAGCUUCACAUGCUUGAAGAGGCAAUAAAAUGCUAUAAAAGGGCUGCAAAUUGUAACGACAGGGAAGCAUUUGCCCUGAACCAGCUUGCAAAGCUGCAUCAUGAACUUGGGCUUGAUGAGGAAGCAGCAUUCUACUACAAGAAGGAUCUAGAUAGGAUGGAAGCUGAAGAGAGGGAAGGACCAAAUAUUGUUGAAGCUUUGUUAUUUCUUGCAACUCACUGCAGAACCCAUAACAGAUUUGAAGAAGCCGAGGUGUAUUGUACACGUCUUCUGGAUUUUACUGGCCCAGAGAAAGAAACGGCGAAGAGUAUGCUUCGGGGAAUGAGAACUGCACAAUCAAGUCGUCCACCAAUGGAUCUUGAGCACUUUCCUCCCUGAUUUUUGGCUAUCACUCGUAGUAAGUUGAAAAGCCUUUGAAACAGCUGUACUUGUUUUGUUUUCAAUUUAGAGGGAACUAUUAAAUUGUGAAACACUUGAGAUAUGUCUAGUUAUAGUGUUAUGCUUCUAUUGGUGUUCUGUGAUUCAGAAACCAUUGGUAUGCUGUUUUUAUGUUUAUUUGUUUGUCUUUUAGGAAGGAUAGACAAGUAUAAAGGCCGGAAAUUCCAGCCUGAGUAUGUUGCCGUAAUUUUAUCUUUACAAGAAUGUAGCAGUAAGACACAUAUUUCUCAACCACUGGUGUUGUAUUUUGACAUUACAACUGAAAGAUGUGACUGGAACUCUGUAUAAUUCUUAUUCUUUUAUAGCUGAAUGGUAGGUGCUAGAUUGAUGCUAUAGUAGUCUA